AUGGCGUCGGUAUCAAAACAAGUCCUCUCGUUUCAGCCGAGGCUUUCUCUUACCUCGUUCCGAGGCUUCGAGGAAGCUACGUUGCGAGUCAACCCUCCCAGCGUUGUUUUCGACAACGAAUCUGACCCAGUCUCGACUCUUGUUAAAGUGGACAGCGCAAACAAGCAAGGCUGCCUGCUUCAGGUCGUACGGCUUUUGACUGACCUUGAUCUUGUGAUCUCCAAAGCUUACAUUUCUUCUGAUGGCGGAUGGUUCGUUGAUGUCUUCCAUGUCGUGGACCAACUGGGGCAAAAGGUGACGGACGAGAGCCUUAUUCAGUUUAUCAAGAAGGCCCUGGGUGCUACCAAAGAGGAUUUCGCUCCUGAUGCAACGACCUGCCUAGGAAAGCCUGUCGCGGACGCAAUAGAUUUUGAACACUCCGUCAUAGAACUGACAGGAUAUGACCGCCCUGGGCUUCUCUACGAGGUGUCGGAGGUGUUGACGAAGCUGGGAUGCAAUGUGGUGGGAGCGGAGGUCUGGACGCACAAUAACCGUGUGGCAAUCGUCGUUCACAUUACCCAAGCAGUCAACGGCGGACCUGUCACCAACCCUGACGCGCUGGCCGAAAUGCAUGACAAGUUAUGUUCGGUGAUGGAGUCAGACAGUAUUAGAAUUGAGGCUCGGCACAGCUUUUUUGUUGGGGAGGCCCAGACCGACCAGAGGCUGCAUCAGCUAAUGCUUGCUGACAGGGAUUACGAAGCCGCUGGGAUUCAUGUCUCCCCUGCUGGUGCAGCUGGCGAGAAGCUGCGUCCCAGUGUUUCUGUGGGAAAUCUUCCUGAGUCUCAGUAUACAAUAAUCAAGCUGAGCUGCCUGGACCGGCCAAAACUUUUGUUUGACACGGUCUGCACACUUACGGACAUGCAGUACAUCAUUCACCAUGCCACGAUCGAGUCAGAAGAUGAUGUGGCGUUUCAGGAACUUUACAUCAGAACCAUGGACGGUUCGAUGCUGGACACUGAAGCUGAGAGGGAGCGCGUGGUUAAGUGUCUUGAAGCAGCUAUUCUGCGUCGCGCCCCCAAGGGGGUGUGUCUGGAUCUCUGCGCUGGGGAUAGGAUUUCAAUGGCAAGAUCCUCAGGCUUCGAAGAGGCUGCAUUACGUGUCAAUCCACCCAGGGUUGUUUUUGACAACCAUUCUGAUCCAGUCUCGACUCUUGUCAAAGUGGAUAGCGCAAAUAAGCAAGGCUGCCUUCUUCAAGUCGUGCAGCUUCUAACUGACCUUGAUCUCGUGAUCUCCAAAGCUUACAUUUCCUCAGAUGGCGGCUGGUUUGUGGAUGUGUUUCACGUUGUGGACCAAUUGGGUCAAAAAGUAACUGACAAAAGCCUCAUUCGCUUUAUUGAAAAGGCGCUGGGUGCUUCGAAAGAGCAUCCUGUUCCAGAUGCAAAAACCUGCCUAGGAAAGCCUGUCGCUGAUGCAAUAGACUUCGAGCAUUCCGUCAUAGAGCUCACGGGAUAUGACCGCCCAGGGAUUCUCUACGAGGUGUCAGAGGUGUUGACGAAGCUGGGAUGCAACGUGGUGGGAGCAGAAGUUUGGACACACAAUAACCGCGUAGCUUUUAUCCUACAUGUCACUGAGGCUAGUAACGGAGGACCUGUUAGUGACGCUGCUGUCUUGGCUGAAAUGCGUGAGAGACUUUGCUCUGUGAUGGAGUCAAAUAGCAUAAGGAUUGAAUCUCGGAGCAGCUUUUUUGUCGGGGAGGCUCAGACUGAUCGGAGACUCCAUCAGCUACUAUUCGCGGAUAGGGACUAUGAAACGAUGGGCAUCAAUGCUUUCCCUGCAGGUGUGGUUGAGGAAAAAGUGCGGCCCAGCGUUUCUGUGGCGAACUCUCCAGAGUCGCAGUACACAAUCAUCAAACUGACCUGUGUGGACCGACGGAAACUUCUGUUUGACACGGUCUGCACACUGACAGACAUGCAGUACAUCAUUCACCAUGCUACGAUCGAGUCUGAGAAUGACAUCGCACAUCAGGAGUACUACGUCAGAACCAUGGAUGGGUCCAUGCUGGACACUGAGGCUGAGAGGGAGCGAGUUGGCAAAUGUCUUGAAGCAGCUAUACUGCGACGCAGCCCAAGGGGUUUGUGCCUUGACCUCUGCACUGGAGAUCGCAUUGGCUUGCUGUGCGACGUCACACGAGUAUUCCAAACCCACAACCUCUCCAUCACUGCUGCUAAUAUAUGUACACGCUGGGGAAAAGCAGUGAACGAGUUCUACGUCACUGACUCCGCCAAUCGCCCUGUUGAUUUCAGCAUCAUUGAGGCCAUUCGUCAGGAAAUUGGCCCCACAAUACUGACAGUCCGCAAUGUGGCCCCUCCACUCUUCAGCUCUUCGCCACCUCAGGAGACUGCAUUCUCUUUCACAGGAUUAUUGAGAUCCCUUUCUCUAGGGUUUUCCAACAUGACAAGGGGAGUUCCACAUUCAUCUAGCUUCACUACAAGGAGGCUCUGA
Messenger RNA from Closterium sp. Yama58-4, 2481 nucleotides. Lineage: Eukaryota; Viridiplantae; Streptophyta; Zygnematophyceae; Desmidiales; Closteriaceae. The record is from the annotation of a GenBank genome assembly.